Messenger RNA from Achroia grisella, 900 nucleotides. Its product is annotated as homeobox-like protein HDP1. The record is from RefSeq and is a predicted model, not a curated record. NCBI's taxonomy places the organism in Eukaryota, Metazoa, Arthropoda, Insecta, Lepidoptera, Pyralidae. The transcript has 4 exons.
AUGACUGAAGUGACAGAAAUGACUGAUGUGACUAAAGUGAAUGUGGUGACUGAAGUGACAGAAGGGACUAAAGUGACUGAAGUGAAUGAAGUGAAUGAAGUGAAUGAAGUGAAUGAAGUGAAUGAAGUGAAUGAAGUGAAUGAAGUGAAUGAAGUGAAUGAAGUGAAUGAAGUGAAUGAAGUGAAUGAAGUGAAUGAAGUGAAUGAAGUGAAUGAAGUGAAUGAAGUGAAUGAAGUGAAUGAAGUGAAUGAAGUGAAUGAAGUGAAUGAAGUGAAUGAAGUGAAUGAAGUGAAUGAAGUGAAUGAAGUGAAUGAAGUGAAUGAAGUGAAUGAAGUGAAUGAAGUGAAUGAAGUGAAUGAAGUGAAUGAAGUGAAUGAAGUGAAUGAAGUGAAUGAAGUGAAUGAAGUGAAUGAAGUGAAUGAAGUGAGUGAAGUGAUGAAUGAAGUGAAUGAAGUGAAUGAAGUGAAUGAAGUGAAUGAAGUGAAUGAAGUGAAUGAAGUGAAUGAAGUGAAUGAAGUGAAUGAAGUGAAUGAAGUGAAUGAAGUGAACGAAGUGAACGAAGUGACAGAAGUGCCUGAAGUGAAUGAAAUGAAUGAAGUGAAUGAAGUGAAUGAAGCCAAUGAAGCGAAUGAAGCGAAUGAAGCGAAUGAAGCGAAUGAAGCGAAUGAAGCGAAUGAAGCGAAUGAAGCGAAUGAAGCGAAUGAAGCGAAUGAAGCGAAUGAAGCGAAUGAAGCGAAUGAAGCGAAUGAAGCGAAUGAAGCGAAUGAAGCGAAUGAAGUGAAUGAAGUGAGUUAAGUAAAUAAUUAUGAAGUGAGUGAAGUGAAUGAAGUGAAUGAAGUGAAUGAAGUGAAUGAAGUGAAUGAAGUGAAUGAAGUGAAUGAAACAAAUUUAAGGAAAUAA